AUGGAGCCAACUAUCACCCUUCUAUGCCAGGGUUACGGCUUUGCUAUUCUGGAAUCUACGGCGAAAGAGUCCCCUGUGCUCUCAAAGGUUAUCGAAAGCCUGUCUGAGUCUCCGAAACGCGUGAUCCCAAUCACCGACUUCGAUCUCGAUGCAGUGAACUGUUUCGUCGAAUUCUUAAAUCGCGGACGGUACGAGGCCAAUCAAACCCUGUUUCCCAGCGUUGUGGAAUCCGCCGGUACAGGCAAGCCACUUCAAGGUGCGCUUUUCACUCGGGAUCUUCUGCUCCGGCAUAUCACGAUGAAUACACUAGGCCGGCACUAUAAAGUCUCAAGCCUUUGUGGAUACGCAAGGGAUCUAAUACAGAAGAUCCUGCGUAGUCAAUGGGCUGACGGGGCCUUCUUGGGCGUUCUCGACGUCGCCUUAACACACGAUGAUUAUGAGUUACACGAGAUCCUAUGGUCUCAAGCUCGCAGUCACUUGCACUCUUUGACAGCAACCUCUGAGUUCGACCCAGUCACCUUUUUACGAAGCUUUCACAGCAACCUACGAGCCUGCCCAGAGCCCAUCACUAUCGACUCUGCGGAAGUCGAGGGGCUCAAGGAACAAGUAACACUCUUCCAAAAGCGAACCUCCGAGCUCUCUAUCGUGCGCAACAAACUGAAAAUCCGGCUCUCAGAAGUCUCUACCCAACGAGACGAACACCACCAACACCUUCAGUCCCAGGUCUCGGCCCUCAGCCAGCAAGUCUCCGACCUAUCUAAAGAAAAAGAUACCCUCCACGGCUCUCUUGAGGCAGCAUCCCGAUCUCGACAGGAGGCAGAAAAUGACACCAAACGAGCUGAAGAACAUACGCAAAGUGCUCUUUCACGUGCUCAGGCUGCCAUGACAGCAUGUGCACAAGCUGAGAAGCAGUUACAGGAAGCUAAUGAGCGUUAUACUGCAUCAAAAUCGGAACACGAAAACAGCCUAUCGACAUGUGAAAACGACCUCAGAAUCACAAGAUCAGAGCGAGAUCUUCUUCGAACGCGAUGGAAAGCAGAAAAGGACAAAUCGUCCGCCCUCAUCAAGGAAGUCGACGACUUGAAACUUGCUAUCGAUCUCGAGAGAAGCAUCAAGGACACCGUACCGACCACAGUGCGAGAUGAGCUAAAGCACGCCCUCGAGGCUGAGCAACGGGAAGUGAAGAGGCUCAGUACGGAGCUCGAAAACGCCCAGCGGUAUUUUCAGGGAACCAAAUCCAUGCCUCAGUCCGAAAGGGACAAGCUAUACGAGUCCUUGGGGGCAGAAAAGAACAAGGUUGUUCACCUCACGCAAGGUCGAGAUCAAGCAAUCGCAGAGCGAGACGCAGCAAAGAGAGAACUGGGGAACGAGAUUAACGCGAGACUAUUGGCAGAAGAAAAGAUUGACGAUGCGAUUGGGUGCUUUGAUGACUACGAGGAAUGUCGACACUGUGGGUGGGAUUUUGGUUGCAGGCUAGAAGAUGACCGUGACCGUGACUGUGUCUUGGUGAGAUGCAACCGUUGCCGUACCCGACAUUGGCAUGACUGA
This is a messenger RNA of Fusarium poae, 1548 nucleotides long. RefSeq lists its product as uncharacterized. NCBI's taxonomy places the organism in Eukaryota, Fungi, Ascomycota, Sordariomycetes, Hypocreales, Nectriaceae. The record is from RefSeq and is a predicted model, not a curated record. The transcript is spliced from 3 exons. The coding region runs from base 1 to 1548 and encodes 515 amino acids.